UUCACGUGGAAAACUAUAGAGCCGAUCGCCGCCAUUGGUAACGAUCAAUAUAAACAAAGUGACUGUGAAAGCGGCCUAUCACAACAACGCCAAUCAAUAAUCAAGAAUCAAGAACUAGGACCAUAAGUGGGAGCCGUUACAAAGGCAAUCCCACGCCUACUAUAAAGUGGGACCAAAAAAGAAUGCGUAUAGAGGGGAGAUGUCAAGAAGAAGAAGCGCAUCUGGCAACACUGGGCAUGAUGUAAACAAACCCUCAGCCCUGACCAGCGAGGAAGUGGAGGGGGUGCGCAGUGCCUGAGAUGGGCCAGUGGACACGUCUGAGGCUGUGACUGGAGGAGAGAUGGGCCACAGUGCCGAUAAGUCCGGGGGCGGGGGGGGAGUGGCACUGCUCGGCGCCUGGCUGGCCUCCGCGUGGCACCGACCCUCAGACUAUGAAAUGCUGGUGCCACUGUGCAUAAAUGUAGUGCUGUCAGCGGUGGGGGUUGGGGUGGUUCUGAGGGCCAUCCCUGCACUCUCCUCCAUGUUCAUUGAUGCAGGACUUUUUGGCCGCGACCUCUGCAAGGCAGACCGCACCAAGAAAAUACCCGAAUCCAUGGGGAUGGUCAGUGGGUCAGUGUUCCUGGUGAUCAUGUUUCUGUUCCUGGGUGUUCCAUUCGGCCAACACUUCAUAAAUUCAUCCAAGCCCUUCCCACAUGCAGCCUUCUCCGAGUACCUCACCUCCUUGCUCUCCAUCUGCUGCAUGUUGUUCCUUGGAUUUGCUGAUGAUGUUCUCAAUCUCAAAUGGAGAUACAAGCUGGUGCUGCCCACACUUGCCUCUCUGCCACUCCUCAUGGUGUACUACAUCAACCAGGGCUCCACCACUGUUGUUGUGCCCCGCCUGCUGCGUGCCUGGAUGGGUGGGACACUCAACAUAGGUGUGCUGUACUACAUUUACAUGUCAAUGUUGGCUGUGUUUUGCACCAAUGCCAUCAACAUCUAUGCUGGUAUCAAUGGCCUAGAGAGUGGGCAGGCUGUGGUAGUGGGUGCAUCUGUGGCAGUGUUUAACAUCAUGGAAUUAGGGGGCUUCCAGGCCAGGUCCCAUUUCUUCUCUGUAUGUGUCAUCAUUCCCUUCAUCACCACCUCACUGGGCCUCUUCUACUACAACCGUUAUCCUGCCAGAGCCUUUGUGGGAGACACCUUCACCUACUUUGCUGGCAUGACCUUUGCUGUAGUUGCCAUCAUUGGACACUUCAGCAAGACUGUGCUGCUCUUCUUCAUCCCACAGAUCUUCAACUUCCUGUACUCAGUCCCUCAGCUCUUCCACCUUGUGCCGUGCCCAAGACAUCGCCUUCCACUGUACAACAGGAAAGUGGACAAGCUGGAGCCCAGUGUGGUGGAGUUCAAGGGUGGCAGCAUCAGGUGGCAGGUCAUGGCAGCCCUGAGGUUGCUGAGGUGGCUGAAGCUGGUGGACCUACAGGAAGGGUUAGGGGAGGAUGGGGAGCUAUGUCAGAUGAACAACCUGACUCUAAUCAACCUAGUGCUGGUGUUGCUGGGUCCCCAGCACGAAGGCUCCCUCACCACCAAGCUGCUGGUGCUGCAGGCCCUCUGCUCAGGCCUGGCACUGUUCAUCCGUUACCCUUUGGCAGACCUGUUCUUCUAGGAGACAGCUGGGCAGCUUCUGUACCUCACCGACAUCACAUAUCAUCACACCUUGACCUAUGUCGUCUUAUCAUUUUAUAGAGAAAUGACUAAUAUGCAAUUAAAUGAGCACAUGGGAAAUAUGAGUAGGGCUCAUAUGAAGCAUAUUUAGGACUUCCCUUGGCACUAAGGGAUUAUAUAUGUGUAGUGUGUGGAGAACCACUGUAUGCACUUGUGAUAGGUUUGUUAAUAAAAGUGUUUUUAUAG
This is a messenger RNA of Eriocheir sinensis (Chinese mitten crab), 1884 nucleotides long. RefSeq names its product UDP-N-acetylglucosamine--dolichyl-phosphate N-acetylglucosaminephosphotransferase-like (gene Alg7). The transcript is spliced from 7 exons. Gene Ontology annotation, biological process: dolichol-linked oligosaccharide biosynthetic process; protein N-linked glycosylation. Gene Ontology annotation, cellular component: membrane. The record is from RefSeq and is a predicted model, not a curated record. Bases 341 to 1639 code for a protein of 432 amino acids. Lineage: Eukaryota; Metazoa; Arthropoda; Malacostraca; Decapoda; Varunidae. Gene Ontology annotation, molecular function: UDP-N-acetylglucosamine-dolichyl-phosphate N-acetylglucosaminephosphotransferase activity.